CAUGCUGGAAAAUUAUAGGAAUGUGGUCUCUCUGGGUAAUCAUAGGCAGGAGAAUAAAGAUUCCAGUGAAAAAUUCCAAAUGGUCAGGCAUGGAGGCGCAACAGAGAAGCCUGCAAGUCAAAUGGAACCAGAAAGGCAUGAGGGAAUCCAGUUAAAUAAUUGGAAUCAGGACAGCUCAUCUUCCAUUGAUGCUCAGAUUCAAGACUUUAUUUUCGAACAAGGAAAAAUAAAGAAAAAGUAUGUUAGCAAAAGUGUAAAAUUAUUAAAAGACAGAUUAGAUGUAACUGAACACUGUCCAACACAAUCCAAAGGAAAAGAUAAUAUAUGCAGAGAUAAUGGAAAAAAUUGCAAUUGGACUUUCACUGUUUCUCAUGAAAAUAGGUUCCUUACAUCUCAUAAAAGGAUCUACAUAGGAGAGAAGCCAUAUAAAUGUUUGGAAUGUGGAAAGAGCUUCAGAACAAGCAGUCAACUUACUACACAUAAAAGGAUCCACACAGGGGAGAAACCACAUGAAUGCAUGGACUGUGGAAAGACCUUUGCUCAUACCAGUCAACUUAUUGCCCAUAAAAGGAUUCACAUAGGAGAGAAACCAUAUAAAUGCAUGGAGUGUGGAAAGAGCUUCAGCCAACUCAGUAAUCUUACUUGCCAUAACAGGAUCCACACAGGGGAGAAGCCAUAUAAGUGCACUGAGUGUGGAAAGAGUUUUACUCAGAAGGAUCAUCUGAAUUCCCAUAAAAGGAUCCACACAGGGGAAAAACCAUAUAAAUGCAUGGAGUGUGGAAAGGCCUUUACUAACAGCAGUCAGCUUAUUGCACAUAAAAGGAUACACACAGGGGAUAAGCCAUAUAAGUGCAUGGAGUGUGGAAAGAGCUUCUAUGAAAAUGCAUCCCUUACGAAACAUAAAAGGAUCCACACAGGGGAGAAACCACAUGAAUGCAUAGAGUGUGGAAAGACCUUUGCUCAUAGCAGUCCACUAAUUGCCCAUAAAAGGAUCCACACAGGGGAGAAGCCAUAUAAAUGCACUGAGUGUGGAAAGAGCUUCAGGCAACACAGUAAUCUUACUUCCCAUAAAAGGAUCCACACAGGGGAGAAGCCAUAUAAGUGCCUGGAGUGUGGGAAGAGCUUUACUCAGAAGGAAAAUCUGAAUUCCCACAAAAGGAUCCACGCAGGGGAGAAACCACAUAAAUGCAUGGAGUGUGGAAAGGCCUUUGCUAAUAGCAGUCAACUUAUUGCCCAUAAAAGGAUUCACACAGGGGAGAAGCCCUAUAAGUGCAUGGAGUGUGGAAAGAGCUUCAGCCAACGCAGUAGUCUUACUUCCCAUAAAAGGAUCCACGCAGGGGAGGAGCCAUAUAAGUGCACAGAGUGUGGAAAGAGCUUUAUUCAGAAGAGUAAUCUGAAUUCCCACCAAAGAAUCCACACAAGAGAGAAACCAUAUAAGUGCAUGGAGUGUGGAAAGGACUUCUGUGGAAAUGAUUCCCUUGUGAAACAUAAAAGGAUCCACACAGGGGAGAAGCCAUAUAAAUGCAGAGAGUGUGGAAAGAGCUUUAUUCAGAGCAGUCAACUGAUUUCCCAUAAAUGGAUCCACACAGGAGAGAAACCAUAUAAGUGCAUGGAGUGUGGAAAGGACUUCUGUGGAAAUGAUUCCCUUGUGAAACAUAAAAGGAUCCACACAGGGGAGAAGCCAUAUAAAUGCAGAGAGUGUGGAAAGAGCUUUAUUCAGAGCAGUCAACUGAUUUCCCAUAAAUGGAUCCACACAGGAGAGAAACCAUAUAAGUGCAUGGAGUGUGGAAAGGACUUCUGUGGAAAUGAUUCCCUUGUGAAACAUAAAAGGAUCCACACAGGGGAGAAGCCAUAUAAAUGCAGAGAGUGUGGAAAGAGCUUUAUUCAGAGCAGUCAACUGAUUUCCCAUAAAUGGAUCCACACAGGAGAGAAACCAUAUAAGUGCAUGGAGUGUGGAAAGGACUUCUGUGAAAAUGGAUCCCUUAUGAGACAUAAAAGGAUCCACACAGGGGAGAAGCCAUAUAAAUGCAGAGAGUGUGGAAAGAGCUUUAUUCAGAGCAGUCAACUGAUUUCCCAUAAAUGGAUCCACACAGGAGAGAAACCAGAUAAGUGCAUGGAGUGUGGAAAGGACUUCUGUGAAAAUGGAUCCCUUAUGAGACAUAAAAGGAUCCACACAGGGGAGAAGCCAUAUAAAUGCAGAGAGUGUGGAAAGAGCUUUAUUCAGAAGAGUUAUCUGACUUCCCAUCAAAGGAUCCACACAGGGGAGAAGCCAUAUAAAUGCACAGAUUGUGGAAAGAGCUUUAUUCAGAAGGGUCACCUGAAUUGCCAUAAAAGGAUCCACACAGGGGAAGAGCCAUAUAAAUGCACAGUGUGUGGAAAGACUUUUACUCACAACAGUAAUCUUACUUCCCAUAAAAGAAUCCACACAGGAGAGAAACCGUAUAAGUGCAUGGAGUGUGGAAAGGACUUCUGUGAAAAUGGAUCCCUUAUGAGACAUAAAAGGAUCCACACAGGGGAGAAGCCAUAUAAGUGCAUGGAAUGUGGAAAGGACUUCUGUGAAAAUGGAUCCCUUAUGAGACAUAAAAGGAUCCACACAGGGGAGAAGCCAUAUAAGUGCAUGGAAUGUGGAAAGGACUUCUGUGAAAAUGGAUCCCUUAUGAGACAUAAAAGGAUCCACACAGGGGAGAAGCCAUAUAAGUGCAUGGAAUGUGGAAAGGACUUCUGUGAAAAUGGAUCCCUUAUGAAACAUAAAAAGAUCCACACAGGGGAGAAGCCAUAUAAAUGCAGAGAGUGUGGAAAGAGCUUCAUUCAGAAGGGUUAUCUGACUUCCCAUAAAAGGAUCCACACAGGGGAGAAGCCAUAUAAGUGCACGGAGUGUGGAAAGAGCUUUACUCAGAAGGGUCAUCUGAAUUCCCAUAAAAGGAUCCACAAAGGGGAGGAGACAUAUAAAUGCAUGGAAGGCAGCAAGGGCUUUACUACUAGCAGUGAUUUUACUUGCCAUGAAAGGAUCCACACAGAAGAGAAACCAUAUACUGUAAAUGUGUGGAGCAUGGAAAGAGCCUCAAGAGGAGCAAUGACCUAAUUUCCCAUACACAGAUCCAUUUGGGUGAGAAUCCAUGUAAAUUCUAGAUUUGUUUAAAACUAUGUAUAUCCUGUUUGCAUAUACUGAACUAGGAAAGGAAGAUUUCUUUGAGUCUGACCCUCACAACUGACAGCCCAAGAGAAAUGAAUUUACCAGUGAAAACAACAACAAUGGGCAUGUGCUAUUUUAAUUAGGAAGUGUGGAUUUUUGAAGGUACUGUCAUUUUAGGUGGUCAACACUACUGCACAUCAAUAAGAAAAAAUCUUUUAUUUUAUUUUUUUUAAUUAAGUUUACGUUUAUCCCAUUUUCCAGUUGAUCCUGGUUCUGGGAGGGAUGUGAACAGGCAGAGAUUUAACAGGUGCUGCUUCCUCAGGCUGUAGAAUGUGCUGCAUCUCCCUGUUUCAUCUCUUCAGGACAAAGCUUUAUUCGUGUUUCUUUCACUAUAGCAGACAUGCAGCAAGAAAUUCAACUGAUCCACAAUCACUUCCCAUAAUUUAAGUUUUCCUUCUUUUGCCUGGUCUUCUUACAAUUGUUUCCCCCUCCCUUUCUCAUUCCUUACACUCACAGUUUAUCAGAGGACCCUACACUUCUCUGUCUUCCCAAAAAGUUGGAAAUGGUGCAGCAGAGAGA
Python bivittatus (Burmese python) is the source of this 3712-nucleotide messenger RNA. The record is from RefSeq and is a predicted model, not a curated record. Lineage: Eukaryota; Metazoa; Chordata; Lepidosauria; Squamata; Pythonidae.